AUGUUAUGUUUUACAUCUGAAGAAGGUCAUUUGUAUGAGCGAAAAGGGUGGGGUUCUGUUCCUCUAUUUGAUUGCACAGAUCGACAUUAUGAUGAUUCUGCAAAGUCACUUCAAUUUAUCAUGAAAUGGAUAAACGAAAUAUCAAAGUCUGCUGACAGAGAUAUACAAUGCCUUCUUCUUCAUGAAAUUUUUAAAGGAGCAAUGGUGUUUUUUGAAAAAUUAAAAUGUAUCAAAAAGUUAAAAAAUGAUGAAGUUAGUAAUGAAGAAUUCGAUAGUAAUACAACUAAGAAAAGUAAAGACCCUAAAGAUAUGAAUUCAUAUCAAGAUAAAUCUACAAAAGAAAAGAUCGAAGUUCGUGCAAAUAAGGAGAAAUUAGUAAUGCCUAAUUCUUUGGAGGAAUAUCAAAAUG
Dentiscutata heterogama is the source of this 409-nucleotide messenger RNA. The record is from the annotation of a GenBank genome assembly. NCBI's taxonomy places the organism in Eukaryota, Fungi, Glomeromycota, Glomeromycetes, Diversisporales, Gigasporaceae.